GCGGAGGAAUCUCUCAGUUUUUCUACGACCGCUGACGACAACGCAACACACGUAACGUGGGGACUGCGGAUCGCUGGACAAUCGUUACCAUUCGUGUUCCAUCAAUAAUAGUGCGUUGAUUACAAAAAUAGCCCGAUGGAGGUGAUCCCUUGCUACACCUAGUGCGGAAAUUCGUGUGUAGUACAUGGGAAAAGUUUUCCGUUCCGCUAAUACGUUUUCAUCGCAUAGUUUGACCGCGACGCGUCCAGUUUGUUUCGAUUUCACGUUUGUAGGUGUUGGAUUUUUGCGAGCAAGUACGCGUUUUUUGUUCGGAGGGAGAGAUGUGAUUAGUGGGUGAUUGGAUUAGCCGAGGAAAGAAGGAAGGAACACCGUUUGUGUGUAUAUAUUCUGCGGAUCUAGUUGAACAUAUGUGAUGAGAAAAUAAGGUAGGCGAGGUGUUGUGCAGAGGUAUAGUUUUCUUCGUGAAUAUGGAUCAGGCAAAAGUGGAUCGGCACCAACAGGAAGAAGGACGAUUGUGGCAGUGCUAAAGUGAGAAAAUAGGAGAGCUUUUCUGUACGGUGAAAAAAAUUCUGCCAAUGAAGGCAGCCAGUUGAGUGAAGGUUUUAUUUUGAACGUGCAGAAGACUUUCAUGUCAUUCUCCAUCGCGUUCGGAGGAUGAUACAUAGCAGAAAAGGAUAAAUGUGCCACAUCCUUUGUACUUCCGAGUGAAUUAUUUCUCCGACGUUUGGCAAACCAGGGCACACAGUUGAGGGGGUGUUGGAUCAGAAGUUUGUUUGUUCCUGUACUGCACGCAUGCAUCAACAACUGGUUCACAUGUGAUACCAACGGAGCGAUUUAUGGCACAGUUUUUGUUUCUCUCUUUUCAGGUUUCUCUUUGGUCGUAGUUACAGGGCGCUGCACUCGGAGACGGUGCUACAUUCGGAGAUCGACUAGCAGAUUAUUAGCUGCAGAUGACCACAAUUGCAGCAUCAUAAAAGGGCGCACAAUUUCAUGAAAGAGCAGUUGUAUCCUUUGCUGGCGAGAGGAAGCGGAAAGCAAGCAACCGUUCGCGAGAAGUCCAAAAUGAAAUUUAAUGAUAUUGUAAAUGUUUUAUGCUACAAACUGGUGCUGAUUGUACAUUUAACAGAUGGCAAACUGGUGCACGAGAAGGACAAACACGAACCCUACAGCGUGGAAGGCGUGGAAGGGCGCAGUAUCGAGUUACAAUGCCCAAUUACCGUCCCACUGUCCGAGGUGAGCAUGGUCCUCUGGUUCAAAGACAGCGCUGGAAUUCCACUGUACAGCGUGGAUGUACGUGACAGGAUCGCCCGCCAGCCGGCGCACUGGUCUGCUCCGGAAGUAUUUGGAUCACGUGCCAAGUUCAAUAUUGAUAAAUCACCUGCAUCGCUGCUGAUAAAGAACCUGAAACGACACGACCAAGGUGUAUAUCGCUGCAGGAUAGACUUUCGAACGAUACAAACGCAAACAUAUCGCUAUAAUUUAUCAGUCAUAGUGCUACCGGAGCAACCAGUGGUUCUGGACCGCUGGGGUCGACUAAUGAAUGGAACCAAAAUCGGACCUAAGGAGGAAGGAGAUGAUAUUGUGAUCACAUGUCGCGUUUCCGGAGGUCGACCACAGCCAGAGGUGAGAUGGCUUAUAAACGGAGUCAUCGUAGACGACCAGUAUGAACAUAACUCCGGUGACAUAAUCGAGAAUCGACUUCUGUGGCCGACAAUUCAGCGUAGCGAUUUGAACUCCAUAUUCACCUGUCAGACAAUGAACACAAGACUGGUUGAAGCGAAAGAGACGAGCUACGUGUUGGAUUUGCACUUGAAGCCACUUUCGGUGGCACUGAUCGAUCCACCGGAAGCAAUCGUAGCGGACAAACGCUACGAGGUAUCUUGCCAGAGCACUGGCUCGAGACCAAAUGCCAUCAUCACCUGGUACAAGGGCAAACGUCAAAUGCGUCGUGCGAAGGAUGACAUUCUCAGCCAUAAUACGACAAUUUCGACGCUUAGCUUUUCACCCAGCACAGAGGACGACGGGAAAACGCUCACAUGCCGAGCGGAAAACCCUAACGUAAAUGGGUUGUUCCUCGAAACCACGUGGAAAAUGAACGUUGUCUAUCCACCGAUAGUAUCAAUCCAGCUGGGAUCAACACUAGCCCCGGACGAUAUAAAAGAAGGCGAUGACGUUUAUUUUGAGUGCCACGUCAAAUCCAAUCCGAUCUGGAAGAAGUUGCUCUGGUUUCACAAUGACACGCUGCUGCUGCAUAACGCUUCCGCUCGGAUUAUUCAAAGCAAUCAAAGCCUGGUGCUGCAGAAAGUAGUGAAACAGUCGGCCGGAUAUUACGCUUGCAGUGCAAUCAACGGUGAAGGGGAAACUGUCAGCAAUCAGCAGUUUCUUCGGGUGAAACAUGUUCCGAUGUGUGCCGGCGAAAAAGUCGUCCUAAUUGGUGCAUCGAAAAACGAAAAUGUGGAAAUUUUAUGCGAAAUUUAUUCCGAUCCACCGGCCAGGUCGUUUCACUGGCGCUUCAAUAAUUCUGCGGAGAUACUGGAAGUCGACCCGCACCGAUAUUCAAACCAUGGAAACUUUAGCGUGCUGCAGUAUACCCCAGUCACGGAACAGGAUUAUGGCACACUUACAUGUUGGGCUUCUAACGAAAUCGGUACCCAAAGCGAACCAUGCCACUUUCAAGUUAUUUUUGCAGAUUAUCCAUCUCCGGUAAGCAACUGCACGCUGUACAACCGAACGCAACAGUUUGCCGAGAUUCAGUGUGCGCCUGGAUAUGACGGAGGUCUACCGCAAAUGUUUGUGCUGGAAUUAGUCUCCAAGUUCACCGGAACCAGAAGAUUUAAUUUUUCGAACAAGCACGAACCGUAUUUCAUUCUGGACCGGCUGGAAAAGCUUUCCGCCCUCAUGUCGCUGGAAAACAAUACACUCUCAUGUGUGGUGUAUGCCAUCAACCAGAAAGGAUCGAGCCGUGGUGUAAUCAUUCCUAAUUUCGAAAUUGGCCACAUGCACCCGUUACAAGCAGCGAGCAAACACUCGACCGAAUGGCUUCCAAUUGCUCUUGGCAUCCUGCUUACCCUCAUAAUAUUGGUUCUCUCAAUUCGAACCAAAGCGUAUCUCGGCCAGUGCUGGUCCAACUGCCGGCGGGGGGAAAACAAACGGACGGAUAUGAAAAUUGCACAACAAACAAAAAAUAUUGUGAUAUCCAACGAUUUCGAGUGCGGAACCAAUUGUUUGAAGCUGAAAAACGUGCAAACCCACUCUCAUCACCAGCAGCAUCGGAAUAGCUUGCGGAAGAAAAACAGCUCUAAAGAGUCCAACGAUGACGAACCGGAUCCAGAUGUCAUCCCGGCGCAGUUUAAUAUCAUAUCUUCCUCUCCUAUGAUAUCAACCCCAAUACUGACUAACAGAAGCAAAGGCGACAGCUAUCCGUUCGCUGACUUCACCACAAACUCGUACUACCACAACCCGAUAGAUCUGACGAACCUCGGCAGCAGCGUGGGACGGGAACAUUCGGACAUGAUGAACCAUCCCGUGACGAGCGCCCUCGAGAGUACCAGUGGGAGUCUGCCGCCCAUCACUGUGCCAAGUGCAGCAACCGUUCCUAUCAGCAGCGGAUCAGAGCUAGAUAUCAACAUCAUUAAGGAUCGGCUCAUGACGACCCGGGUGCCGGAGAGCUGUGUUUGACCGGUUGCAGCAGCUUUCGCAAGCCAAACGUUACAUUUAAGGAAAUCCAUGCGAGCGUUGGCUCGUUAUUUUGUAUCAUAGUCUGUGGAUGCAGUGAGAAACCGCAACAUAUCUCUUUUGGCUCGACAUUGUUUAAAUCUUUUCGUCCUGUGUAAACCGAUGCGGGAAUGUAUAUCAUUUUCUAUGCAUUGCAGAAUAAACUCUUGCAAACUGUUUUAUGAUGCGAAUAAAAUAUGAUGUUCGGAUUUUUAAA
Molecule: messenger RNA, 3931 nt
Organism: Toxorhynchites rutilus septentrionalis
Lineage: Eukaryota; Metazoa; Arthropoda; Insecta; Diptera; Culicidae
Product: nephrin-like
Exons: 20
Coding region: 991-3678 (895 amino acids)
Source: RefSeq, a predicted model, not a curated record